Molecule: messenger RNA, 936 nt
Organism: Nestor notabilis (Kea)
Lineage: Eukaryota; Metazoa; Chordata; Aves; Psittaciformes; Psittacidae
Gene: MOCS3
Product: molybdenum cofactor synthesis 3
Biological process (GO): protein urmylation; tRNA wobble position uridine thiolation
Cellular component (GO): cytoplasm
Molecular function (GO): nucleotidyltransferase activity; URM1 activating enzyme activity; thiosulfate-cyanide sulfurtransferase activity
Source: RefSeq, a predicted model, not a curated record
ACGGUGCAGUACGUGCCGUAUUGCGGCGCCCUGAGCCCUCGCACCGCCCUGGAGCUGGUCCGGCAGUACGACGUCGUCGCCGACUGCUCCGACAAUGUCCCCACCAGGUACUUGGUGAAUGACGCCUGUGUUCUGGCUGGGAAACCCUUGGUGUCCGGCAGUGCCCUUCGGCUGGGGGGGGAAAAAAAACUGGUCGUGUACAACUACCAGGGAGGGCCCUGCUACAGGUGUCUCUUCCCCAAGCCCCCUCCACCAGAGACAGUGACCAACUGUGCAGAUGGAGGAGUGCUGGGUGUCGUGCCAGGCAUCCUGGGGUGCAUACAGGCCUUGGAAGUGCUGAAGAUCAUCUCGGGAAUGGGUUCCUCUUUCAAUCAGUUCAUGCUGAUGUUUGAUGCCCGGGAGGGGAGAUUUCGCAACAUCAAGUUAAGACCAAAGAAACCAGACUGUGCUGUUUGUGGUGACGAUCCAUCUGUCACCUGUCUCCAGGAUUAUGAGGCAUUUUGUGGUUCUUCUGCAACAGACAAGUGCAGGACUUUACAUCUGCUGUCCAGUAAAGACAGGAUAUCUGUAGAACAAUACAAGAAACUGUUGGAUGAGCAAGUUCCUCAUGUAUUGCUAGAUGUUCGUCCACAGUUAGAAGUGGAUAUCUGCUGCCUGGCACAUGCUGUUCACAUUCCUCUGAGUAAAUUAGAAGAAAAAGACGAAGAGUAUCUGGAACACUUAGAGAAGAGAAUUUGUGAAGAAAAGCAGAGAACUAGUGGCCAGACAUCAUUUCCUGUGUAUGUUAUUUGCAAAUUAGGAAAUGAUUCCCAGAAGGCUGUAAGAAUUCUGCAGGAGUUAACUGACAAAGAAUUUGCUUCUGUGUUAGCCAAGGAUAUUAAAGGGGGGCUCAUGGCUUGGGCCAGUAAAAUUGACCCAACAUUUCCUCAGUAUUAG